AUGGUGACAGCCGCCAGCGACGAGUUGAGGCGGCAGCUUGCCCCAACUGGCGUUCUACGAGCUGGAGUCAACUUGGCCAACUUCCUGCUGGUGACGGGCCACAGUGCCUGCGGUGCACCCGAAGGAAUAUCACCCGACCUGGCUGCGGAAAUUGCUCGGAGACUGGGCACCGGGCUUCGCCUUGUGCCGUUCCCCAACCCCAAGGAUCUGGGGGAUGCCGUGGAUGAAGGUUCUUGGGACAUCGCCCUCAUUGGAGCAGAGCCCCAGCGGGAAGAAAAGAUUGCGUUCAGCAAGCCGUACGUCGAGAUCCCCGCGACGUACUUGGUACCGGGUGGCUCCCAGCUGCAAGGCAUAGAUGAAGUGGACUUCCCGGCAGUUAGAAUCGCCUGCGUGGGGGGCAGUGCAUUUGGGCUUUGGUUGGACAAGAACAUCAAACGGGCUAGCGUCAUCAAGGCUGAUUCGAUGGACGGAGCACUGAAGCUGCUGCUGGAUGGACAGGCCGAUGUCCUUGCGAGCCUGCGCCAGCGGCUCCUCUCCGACAUCCUCGAAGUUCCGGGGGGCCGAAUACUGGAGGGCCACUUUAUGACGGUGAAGCAGGCCGUGGGCGCCUCACGCAGCCGCGGCGCCCGUGUGGCAGAAUUCCUCACCGAGACCGUGGAGGAGCUCAAGGCGAGCGGCUUCGUCGGGAGCCUCAUCGAGAAGCACGGGGUGGUCGGGAAGCUGGUCGUGCCCAUCGAGGGCCCUGCAACCAAGCGCCAGAGGACGAACGCGGCUGAAGGCGUGCAAACAGACUCCAUGGCUGGUGCUCGGCCAGUCCUGAACGGAGAAUCGCUUGAUGUCUCGCCGUGCUGA
Messenger RNA from Symbiodinium natans, 852 nucleotides. Lineage: Eukaryota; Dinophyceae; Suessiales; Symbiodiniaceae. The record is from the annotation of a GenBank genome assembly.